Lasiosphaeria miniovina is the source of this 1784-nucleotide messenger RNA. RefSeq lists its product as uncharacterized. The coding region runs from base 371 to 1564 and encodes 397 amino acids. The record is from RefSeq and is a predicted model, not a curated record. The transcript has 3 exons. NCBI's taxonomy places the organism in Eukaryota, Fungi, Ascomycota, Sordariomycetes, Sordariales, Lasiosphaeriaceae.
GCACCACGUUACCAUCUCGCUCCAUUCACCCAUGAUCAAACUCUUCAGUCAUUCACCACGCUCAAGAAACGGCACGCGCAACCACAUGCGGAACUGAGAAAAGCCGCGUUAGUAAAUUAGCUCAUCGACACUCAAAGGAACGAGGCCAAGAAGACAACAAACCAGGGCGCGGGACUUUACGACUAAUCACGCCAAGGUCCCCAAGGAAUGCCGCGUGUGAUAAAUUGAGGGACAGCGCCCCAGGAAAACGUAUAAAGCCAGAGGUUAGAAUCUACAUACUUAUACCAGCUGCUGAGCGAAUUAGGCCUCUACGCAUCACCUAACCUUGAUACUGAACCUCGCCCAUUGACCUAAAAUAGUCUACACAGUGAUGCCAUACCCAAUUUUGUCUCACAGGUUUAUCUAUGACCCCGACGAGGCGGGGAGCGAGGACGAGAGAGCGCAGCUGAGACGGGACAAGGUAUCGCAGUUGCGGGCCAUGUUCGAGGCGGGCUCGCCGUGGUUCACCAAAGCCUUCAUGCGGGAGUUUGCCGACGAGCUUGAACGGCUGCGGGCCAUGCCGUUGGAGGAGGUCAAGGGCCAGAUCUUCUCCGUGACGGGCGUUGACGGCGAGCGCUUCAACGAGCCCAUUCACUUUACCGGAGAAGUGGUCAAAGCCAAUAUGGUAGAGAAGAUGGAGAAAUUCAAUAGCCGGGAUAACAGCGAGGCCAAUGACGCACCUGCGGAUACCGCCAAGACGUGGGAAUAUGUCUACACGUGGCCUCGCGCCAGUUACCGGACAGUCGACGCCAUGAUCUCGCAGCCCGAAGACUCCAACCGCCCACCGAGGUACCUACCCCUGCCCAUGACGUUGUGCUGCUCGGCGCGCAAGCGUGACCGCACCACCCACGAGUUCGUCGUGGACCCACCCGCCUUCUCACGCGACGUGGUGCAAGCCUUCUGGGAGGCGACGUGCGCUGGGUGGAGAGCCAGCGAGAAUUACGCGGUACUGAAGCAACAGUUGGAGGCAGCUGUCUCCUCGAUGGCGGCGGCUGGGACUCUGCCCACGAAGGUAAUCGGCCUUGGGCUGGGGUCGUUCUCCAUCUAUGGGUAUCUCUAUGAAGGCAGUGUGCUGCAGCACGCGCUGGUUCUGCUCAUCCGCGACGUGCUCGCUGCUGGCGCUGGAGCUGAAGCUAGCACCACGACUGUGCCCUGCUAUGUCCAAGACCCUGGCUACCAGCCCGAGGACGAGUCAAUUCUCACAGAAGCCGGCUUCACGUUGCUUCAGGACCCGCGGGGCUUCAUCGAGAUUGACGACGGCAGCGUCGUGGUGACCCAGGGCCCGGACGUGCCCGUGAAAGCGAUUGUGGCGGACCUCGCCCGGCCAGUAAUCUUGAUCUGGGCCCAUCCACCCGGGCAGGAGCAGGAUAAGACCCCACUGUGGCUAGUCACCGAUCCGAUGACGCCAAGGGUCAAGAGCAUGCUGUCUAGCGACUAUUUCCCCAAGAUCGACCUCCCCGACUAUGGCGAAGGCGUGUUCAGGUGGCUCAGCAUGCAUGUUCGGAAGUCCCUUGCGGAGAAAUAGUGGACAACUUCCCUGUAGAUAGCGGUUAUUAAUGGCAACAGCACAUGGGCUAUUGACUGGGACUCAUCGGGGCUUCACGGCUGCCCAAGCUGUUUCAUAGUCCAGAUAAAGGUGUCCCCUAGAAGACUAGCGGACGGCAACGACCCGCAGGAAUGGCAUAAGCGUGACAAGCGCCGGAAUUUGCAUAUACCAUUUUGGGGUUGAGCAAGGUGUUUCGACA